CCACUCAACAGGCAAAUCGUAGCUGCCGAGCUCUCGCCACUCCGUUUUUCGCUUGCAGACGACGCAAGAACCGCUUAUUACCGGUGAAUAAAAAGCGUUACGAAGAGCGAAAACUCCCGAUAAAAUAAGCGUGACGAUAGUAAUUUUGCGUAAAUUGGGGUGAAUGAAAAGUGUCAUGAAGUGUGAGAGUAUCACGCGGCGAUAACGCGGUGAAAUAUCACCAGAACAGCAGACAAGCGCGAAUAACAAUUGAACAUCAAAUCGAAGGUAGAACCAAUAUCGGCUGAUCGAGUGUAAACAGACUCGAGGAUGGCUGCGGAAUCGCGUGGUGCUGGAAACACGAAGCCUCUUGUUCCGCUAUUCACCAAAGCCUCGGACUGCGUCCACACGAGUUGCUACUGCGAAGAAAACGUAUGGAAGCUAUGCCAGGACGUCGCCACUAGGCACGGCCCUGAAUUGCAACAUUGCUACGUCGCUUUUAUCAGCAAUCCUGGGAGAAGCGUUCCUCUCUGGCGUCAGAAGGCUGGCAAGGAUGAGGAUCAGCUUGUCCUUUGGGACUAUCACGCAAUAUUAAUCUACGCACCUGACGACAGAGCGGUGGUCUACGAUCUAGACAGCGCUCUUCCAUUUCCGACUCAUUUCUGGAAAUACGCAACGGAAACGUUCAGGUCCGACGAAGCUUUGCGCUCCGAGUACCACAGGAGAUUCAGACUAGUCCCUGCUGCGACGUACCUGCAGCAUUUCGCCUCCAAUAGGCACCACAUGAAACGAGAAGACGGCACAUGGAUCAAAACCCCUCCUGAAUAUCCUCCGAUCUCUACUCCAACCUGCAAGGAUAAUCUGGACACUUUCAUAAACAUGGAACCGGGAACGGGUCUCGGAAGUAUCCUAAGUCUGAAGCAGCUGGUAAAUAGAUUUUACAGACCCAGUGUUCCGACCACUUCUCCGCCGCAGCAGCAGCAGCAGACUCACACAACGCCGACUUAAGCGGAACGUUUUAAUUGUCGGCAAGGCGUUUUGCCGUCGCGCGUUGAUAUCUGAAAUGAAGAAACGAUUAAUUGGGUCUAAAAAACGUCCCUGGUUCAGGUGAAAUUUCUCAACAGUCGAGUGAAAAAUAUGCAGUCUGAUAGCGUUUACCAAAGUUUGACGUCAGGUUCGAUAAAAGGGGAUAAAAAGCUGGGGAGUUUAAACAUUUCAUUAAUACAAAGUAUAUUUCUAAAAUCAAUUCCACGCCUUAAACGAGCCUUUUUUUUAGCAAUGUAUGCAUGAUGCUUUUUGCUGUUAACGUUGUCGAUGAAGUAGACAGUGUUUUGCUUAAAUUGCGUUAGUUCAAUUCUAUGAACGAUUUAUGCAAUUAAUCAUUGCGCAAUAUAUGUUUAGAGAGAUUACAGAUUUUUUACUGUCAAUAUAUACACAUUUAGUGUGCUUUUAAACGAGACUCUAAUUUCUUCAGCUGUGUUUCACCAAGACUUUUUUCUUACCAUUGUGUACAUGUACUUUAGGAACUAAUGAUUCUGCUUUUCGGCUAAAGAUACGUUUUUACGUUUGCAUUAUAAAUACCGAACAUCACACUUGGUUCUUAUUAGUUGCAACCAGAGUUCGUUUGUUUUUUGUUCUAGUUACUGCAUUAUUGCAUGAAAGACUGACGUGUCUCUAGUGACAAUUUCGUGUAUCAUUAAAAUUACGAUUCUUGCUAGUUACCUGUAUGCUUAAUUAUAUUAUAUUUACCAUACCUGUUCGAACGAAUUCGAGUCCAGGUUUUAGCUGGCCAGUGAAUAAAAUGCCUAUCACGGCAAAAUUAUUACAACGACUUAUAUGCAAGUAUGUCAAUAUUUACAAUACUUAUUAUCACUUUAAAUAUAAAAAUCAGCCCAAACCUGAGAGCAGCUUUUUUCCAUUAGAUCUUCAUUUACGUAGCUCGACACGCAGUGAGCUGUAAAUCGAUAAAAUAUUUAUAAUUAGAUAAAUAAUGAUUAAUCAGCUACGAAUCUUUACCAAGUAUUGCUGAUUUCAAAAGUUCAAUUACACUUUCAUACUAUAUACAAUUUACUACUAUUGUCGUAAUUUAACGUGUUCUAUCACUUUUUCUACAGCUUUAUGUAGCUGAACUCAGCACUCCACUGCGUUUUUUAUAUCGUGCUACGUGCCCUACUUGACCAAUUUUUAAUCUCGUAAUGAUGAUAAUAAUGAUAAUAACAAUAACAAAAAAUUCAAUUUUUCUCAGAUUACACAUUUUAUCAAUGCGUUCAUGCAUUAACUAUUUGCACGUUGGAAAGUAAAUAAUAUAUAUUUAUUCCGAUGUCUAUGGAAAAGGGUAAGUAAAUCAGUUACCUUUUACGCGCCGAUGGUAAAUUGGUAGUAAAACUCUGUCUUUAAUCAGGGACAUCAUCCAGUUUUCAUGGGUUUAACUGUGGCAAAAAGAGAGAGGUCUAAAUAAAAUAUAAACGAUAUUGUGAUAUAUUACAACUUUCUACUUUAUAAAUACCUUGAUAAAUACUUGUACAUCUAUUUAAAAAUUAAUUUUGAAAAAUAUAUCAAAAACAAAAAAAAAAAUUAAAAUAAUCUCUAUCGAUGGUGCAUGUGCACGCAUUCGCUUGUUGGUGAAAAAAAAAUAAAUAAAAAAUAAGAAGUAUUCACGUCAAAAAUAAAUAAAAAAAUUUUGUUCGCUCUAAUAUCGUAUUCUAAAGUAUCUGUUGAAUGUUAUACGUGAAUCGAUAUCCGAGGUACUAUAAAAUUUUUAGAUCUUAGAGUUAUCUUAUUCAUAUUUUCUGUAAUAAAUUUCAUCAGUGUUUCAAUUGCUUGACACAACUAUCAUUAACAAUUCAAUUAUUCGCUUUGUAUUUUUUCUUUCAUUCUAAUCGUCACAUGAUCAACACUCGUAGGACUUACACGAUGAAAGUUGCAUAGCUUACAACGCGAUAUGAUUUAAUAGGAUUGCGAUGAAAAUCGACCAAUACCGACAUCGAAACAGAAAAUGAAUAAACAAAUAAAUAAUAAUAUUCAAUUAACGAAUGAAAUAUAUUUUUUAACCGACGAUUAUACGUAUAAUGUGUAUAUAUAUAUAUAGACGAAGCGACAACGAAAAUUAAAAAAAAAAAAAGAAAGAAAACAAACUACGGAAAACGAGAAUAUACCAAACUUCUAGUCUCUAGCCUACUACACGUACAGCAUUACUAAUUGAAAUUGCGCAGGAAUUAUUCGAGCGACAAAACGACCUCCUAUAAUUAUACAACAUUUGUAUUUCUAUAUUCUAAUUCUUAAACACUUGUCAGCAAAUUUCGCUCAUACACUUUGAUUUUCUAUAUUUCGCCAUUAAGAAGACAGAUUCUUUGCAUACAAAUGACUGUAAGUCAUCAGUAGCGCAUAUUGAAUGAAAACUAUGUAUCUAGAAUAAAUAGAAUAAUAAUAUUCAUAGAGCUGUGUCCGCUUUUCGCGUUAUACUGUUUUACAAUUAGCGGCCUAUAAUUGAUAUUCAACUAACAAUGAGUUCUACCAACAAGCGAAUUACUUAUGUACUAUAAGUAUGCAUGUAUGUAUGUAUGUAUGCAUGUAUGUAUGUAUGUAACUGUCAGCCUGUAAUAACGAUAAUUGGGAUAACAACUGUCUUUAAAUGGUUUCUACUCCAAGCUGACGAGUUUUUUGAAGUGACUUAUUACCGUACUAUGCGACACGAGCAAAAAAAAAAAAAAUAAUUGAUCGUCCACUCUUUGCCUUCCGAUACUUCUUCUUAAUCAAAUCCGCUAUAUUAAUUAUUACGGAUAGACGUAAUACCUACCUAUGAAUAAAUAUUAAUCAGGAGCACAAAAUUGUAUCCAUAUCACGGAUGCACUAUAAUCGUAAUUACGUUGCGUAUGCCCUAAUAUCGCUUAGAACAUUUAAACUCAUCUCAAUUUAGACUUAAUUGAAUCAAUUAUCAAAAUGUACGUAUCAAAGAAAAAAAAAAAAAACAAUUAUGUACCUACUUUAACGAAUCGUGGUAUUCUGCGUUCUGAAUUAAAUAUCACAAUUUACCUUUAAUCAAUUCCAAACAUUUCGUAUUCUUCCUACUUACUAUAUGGUGUAUAGAAAUUAGUCAAAGUUGCAAUUUAAAAAUUUUUUUUUCAUAGUAUCAUAAAUCACACCGCCUGUCACUUUUUAUUGACAAUUUAAGAGAAGAAAGAAAAAGGAAUGGAAAAAAAAUUACCUCGAGUCAAUGAUGCGUGCAGUCAAGGCUAAAAUGCAUAUUGUAUUGUAUAUUAUAGGCACCGACUUUCUAUCAUGGAAAUCUUAUGAAUAAUAAAUAUUUCUUUGAUACAAAAACCAUAAUUAUCAUCAUAUAUAUAUAUAUAUAUAUAUAUAUAAAUUAUACAUUUUGUUCCAUCUUUGAAGCUACGAGUCCUCUUCUGUAUUCUGUCUUAUACCUGUUAUUCUCCAGCACUUUGCAAACUCGGUGCCUAAUAUCUUCAAUAAUUACUCACAUGUACUGAUAAUCAAAUUAUACCUAUAUCCCGCUUUAUAUGGAAUAAGUAUAUUUGUGUAUCGCUUUGU
Molecule: messenger RNA, 4527 nt
Organism: Neodiprion fabricii
Lineage: Eukaryota; Metazoa; Arthropoda; Insecta; Hymenoptera; Diprionidae
Product: protein N-terminal glutamine amidohydrolase
Exons: 4
Coding region: 310-987 (225 amino acids)
Cellular component (GO): nucleus; cytosol
Molecular function (GO): protein-N-terminal asparagine amidohydrolase activity; protein-N-terminal glutamine amidohydrolase activity
Source: RefSeq, a predicted model, not a curated record